CGUUCGCUGCUGGAUCGCUUAUCUGAGAUCUCAAAGUCCGCCUUUCGCCCGUGCGCUCUCCCCUCUCCGCAGACCUGCCAUGGAUGUUACUCCUGGAUGUGCAUUCUUCAUUAUUUUCCUUCACUUUCAGCACACGGAUACUCUUUACAUCGCCAGCAGUAUAGAUUCCCUGCAGCAUGUCCUGAGGGAGUAUGGGCUAGUGAGGCCGGUGAGCGUGGAUGCAGACGGACGCUUCCUCUCCCACGCCGUCUCUGCCAGCCGGUUGAGUGGGCAGGGGUCCCACCGGCGCAGGAAGAGGCAGGCCAACCAGCAUGGAGAGACCAAUGAGGAGACGAACUCAGAGCAGGACCACCUGAGGCACAAGGAGACACUCUUUUAUAAUGUCACUGUUUUUGGACAGGAGUUUCACCUUCGCCUGAGGCUAAAUUCCAGGCUUGUGGCCCCUGGAGCCAAAGUGGAGUGGCUUGAGGACGAUAACCAAACACAUUCUGAGCCCUUGUUGCCCAGUGACUGUUUAUAUGUGGGUUAUGUUACCAAUGUGCAGGAUACUUCAGCGGCUAUCAGCAAUUGCGAUGGCCUGGCGGGGAUGAUCCGUACAGGUCAAGAGGAGUUUUUUAUCGAGCCACUGGAGAGAGGAGGUGACAUGACAGGAGAGGAGGAAGGAGGACCCGGGCGUCAUCACAUCGUCUACCGCUCCUCUGACAUCAAGAAGCCGGUCGUCAAUCAACCCGCUGACUUUCACCCCAGAGGUUCGCCCCUGGGUCUUCAGGCUGGAUUGGAGUAUUUACCACACCAUGUUAAGAAAAAAAUAAAGAGCAACACUCGAACACGCAGAGAGACGUAUGAAGAUGAGAUCUUUAACAUCGAGGUUCUCUUGGGAGUGGACUGCUCCGUGGUGAUGUUUCACGGCAGAGAGCACAUCCAGAAGUACCUCCUGACCCUCAUGAACAUUGUGAAUGGGAUUUAUCAGGACAGUUCCCUGGGUGCCCAUAUUAAUGUUGUCCUGGUUAGAAUCAUGAUGCUCUGCUCCUCCAAGUCCAUGGGUUUGAUUGAACUGGGCAACGCUUCUCAGAGCCUGGAGAAUGUCUGCCGUUGGGCCUUUCUGCAGCAAAAAGAGGACAAGAAUGAUGCAGAAUACCAUGAUCAUGCUAUUUUCCUCACCCGACAAGAAUUUGGGCCCACUGGCAUGCAAGGUUAUGCUCCUGUAACGGGAAUGUGUCACCCUGUGAGAAGUUGCACUUUGAACCAUGAAGAUGGCUUCUCGUCUGCUUUUGUUGUGGCCCAUGAGACAGGACAUGUUCUAGGGAUGGAGCACGAUGGCCAGGCAAAUGAGUGUGGGGAUGAGGUUCCCAUGGGGAGUAUAAUGGCUCCUCUGGUUCAAGCAGCCUUCCACCGCUUUCACUGGUCCCGAUGCAGUCAGCAGGAGCUCAGGCGAUACCUCAAUACAUAUGACUGUCUGCGUGACGACCCCUUCGAUCAUGAAUGGCCAACUCUGCCCCAGCUGCCUGGUAUGCAUUACUCUAUGAAUGACCAGUGCCGCUUUGACUUCGGCAUGGGCUACAUGAUGUGCACUGCGUACAGCACCUACGAUCCUUGCAAGCAGUUGUGGUGCAGCCACCCCGAGAACCCUUUCUUCUGCAAAACCAAGAAGGGCCCUCCUAUCGACGGGACCAAGUGUGCAACAGGAAAGCACUGUUUUAAGGGUCACUGUAUCAAGCUGACUUCAGACAUUCUUAGGCAGGAUGGCCACUGGGGUCAGUGGACUAAGUUUGGCUCCUGUUCUCGUACCUGUGGUGGUGGAGUACGGUUCCGAACUCGAGAGUGUAACAACCCAAUUCCGGCCAACGGGGGGCGCACAUGUUAUGGAAACAGCUAUGAGUUCCAGCUCUGUAACACGGACGAGUGUGCAAAGGCCCUGGCUGACUUUAGAGAGGAGCAGUGCAAGAUGUGGAACCCACACUUUGAGCAUGAGGGCACCAAACACCAUUGGCUGCCCUACGAGCACCCUGAAUCUGAAGAGAGAUGUCAACUCUACUGCCAGUCAAAAGAAACUGGAGACGUGGUGUCCAUGAAGAGAAUGGUGCAUGACGGCACACAUUGUUCCUACAAAGACUCUUACAGCGUGUGUGUGCGAGGGGAGUGUGAGAAAGUGGGCUGUGACAAUGUUAUAGCCUCGGAACUAGAGGACGAUAAGUGUGGUGUGUGUGGAGGAGACAACUCUACCUGCAAGAUUGUCAAAGGAAAUUUUACCCGCAGCACAAGGAAACCAGGUUUUUUGAAGAUCCUGGAGAUUCCUAGAGGAGCACGCCACAUACAGAUCCGUGAAUUCAAAGGAACUCCUCAUAUUCUAGCGGUGAAGAACCAGGCCACAGAUCAUAUCUUCCUGAAUGACGAUGGUGAUUUUCCAGAGUCACGUACAGUAAUUGAGAAAGGCGUGGCAUGGGAGUACACUAACAAUGAUGACAUGGAGACGGUCCAGACCACCGGACCACUCAAAUAUGGAGUUCUCAUCAUGGUCCAGUCUCAGAGCAUUUCUAAAGUCACUCUUUCAUACAAAUACAUCCUGCCAGAAGAUCCACUCUCAUCAAUGGAGAACACACUGCCUCAGGACGACACAAUUUACUUUGAGUGGGCUCUCAGGAAGUGGUCGCACUGCUCAAAGCCAUGUGGUGGAGGGAAACAGUACACACGUUUUGGAUGCCGGAGGAAGUCGGAUGGCAAAAUGGUACACCGCACACUCUGUGCCAACAUACCCAAACCUCGCGCCAUCAGCCGAGCAUGCAACCAGAAGGAGUGCUCAGAACCAAUAUGGGUGACAGGAGAAUGGGAGGAGUGCAGUAAAUCAUGUGGUAAGACAGGUUCUCAGACUCGACCUGUACGCUGUGUGAGACCUGAACUGGACGGUUCAUACAAAGCCAUCAAUGCAAAGUACUGUAAUGACGACCGGCCUGAAGGGCGACAACCCUGUAAUCGUCACCUAUGCCCUGCGCAAUGGAGAACUGGACCUUGGUCUCAGUGCUCAGUGACCUGUGGUAAUGGAACUCAAGAGCGGCAGGUCAUGUGCAGCACCCCUGAUAAUGCCAUCGGUGCCUGUAUGGACACCAAGCCAGAGAGCAUCAAACCAUGUCUGCUGGCACCAUGUCCAAACGACAGAGGGAACUUCCUCAUCCAGUGGCUCUCCAGAGCAGACCCCGAGUUCCCAGCACCCAAGAUCUCCUCAAGAUCCCGCUGUAAAGGAGACAAGUCUGUGUUCUGUCGGAUGGAGGUACUUAGUAAGUACUGCUCCAACCCGGGCUACAGGCAGAUGUGCUGCAAGUCUUGCAACCAGAGCAACUACACCUCUGAAUUCAACCUGACUAGACCCUGGAUGUACACCACUAUCACCCCCACCGUAACUCCCACUGCCAUGGUUCGCAUUCGCACGACACAGCUGUACAGGACCUCGCAGAAGCCCGACAUAACAAUCACGCCAUCGGUCAGCAGAUGGAGAAACAUCAGCACCGAGCCCACAUAUUGGGGCUACACAACCACCGUGAACCCAAUAACCCUAAAACCAGAAACAACACCCCCUUUCGCCACUGGUUCUGUCACUGUGAGCACUAAGCUUCCCAGCACACUCGAUUACGAAGAAGAAACAAGCGCCCCCUUCUAUGAAGACGAAACCUGGAGCGACGUCUCGGACGAAUUCUUUUCAGAAUCCGAAUCGUCAGAGUUCAUCUCAUCGUCUGCAGAGCCUUGGCCAACAACGCCUGAGAAUAAAAACAUCGAGACAACUUUUUUGACAACGCUACCACCUAACAUUACUGCAACAACAAGCACUCCUGCCAUAAUCAGUCUCCAUCGGUCAGAAGACAAGAAGGAGAAUAACUCCAUCGACGUGUCCUACAGGAUUGUCAAUCCGAACGAGGUCACACUUAACCACUUUGUCCCCAGAAAGCGAGUGCCGUUCCGUGAGAAAACGCAUAAUAAAAGAAUUCAAGAGCUCCUUGCAGAGAAAAGACGACAAGACUUCCUGCUUCAAAGACUGAAACGAAAACCAGGAGACUGAUACAUUUCCUUUUCUUUAUCCCUGUGGUAUUUUGUGAGUGGUUUUACGGCCUCUACACUCUUUUUUGGCAUUUGCAAUAUUUUUACAGGAAAUAACCUCAGAUCUCAGUCUUUCAUGUAGUAUCUGUUCAAGGCAUCUGAUCGGAUAGAAAAAUGACCCUAGUCAAGUCUUCUCUCAUUUUUUAUUUUUUUUUGAAGGUGAGAUUGUCCCGGUGAUUUAAGGCUAGUUUAAAAACACAAGGGGUAUCUGUUGUGAAGAUCUGCCAGUUUAAGCUUCAAUCAGGCACAUACUGUAUGAUUUUUCCAGCCCUCUGUGAUUGUUGAAAAUGAUCCCUGUGAGAUCUUGAGUAAAAGUCAUGGCACACAGUGUGAGGUCAACAGUCAGACUGUACAAUACACAUCCACAAUUUUGAUCCCAGUGGUGAUGUUACAAGCAUAUACAAGCUGUGCAACAAAAUGUCACUCACCGCCGGAACCUUUAAGGCUGAGAAUCAUGGUGAAAUCUGCAGGUGUAUACACAUCAAGCAAAGACCUCAUAUUGUGCUUUACAGAAAUUUUACAAUGCUAAAAUUUGUCUUAGGUGGCAAAACUCUACAGUUUGAACCUGACUUAAAGCUUGCUGAAUUAAGACAUCCACAAAUCAUAUAUUGUCUCAAUUGUCUCAAAAAGGUUUAUUGACCCAGCUGAAAACUAAAUUAAAUCAGCUUAAGAUGGAUUUAGAUUAGUUUUGGUGAGCUGGUGAGGCUGACAGACCAGCUAAACCAGAUAAAUACCAUCCUGACCAGAAUAGAAGACCAGCUAAACCAGCCCAAACAAGACUAGCUAAAUCACCGGUUCAGUGCUUUUUUCUUGAGAAGAAUGAUAUUUCAACAUUUGGUUUAUCUUGUCUAAAGUUUUAAGUCAACUAACCUCCACUGCAUUACAGUAUAUAUAGAGCACAAGCGACCCUUAUUAAAAUGAACCAUGAUUUAAACACAAAUAAUACCAUGGUUACUACAGUUAAGCCAAGAUUGCCACAAAUUAACUACACUAAGCAUAGUUUAAUCAUUGUAUUUGUUAACUGAAAAUUGAAAACUGUGGUUAUACAAAUACAAAUCAACUCUCCAAAAAACAUGGUUAAUGCACUUUUACUACAAUAAAACCAUGCUUAAUUUUUUCUUGUGUAAAGAUGCAGUCACUUGUGAAACUUAGUCUACUUUUGUGGGCAAAACGGUCCAUUGUCCUGACAAGGUCUUUCAUAAUUUUCUGGUCCUUGACAGUGUUUCCCGGCAGUCAACGGGACACAAACCUCCUGUUUUUCAUCCAAAAUGUCUAAAUUGUGUUAAUGGGUUCGAAACAACAUGGGGGAUUAAUAACAAAUUAAUAACAGAGUUUUCAUUUUAAGGGUAACCCUUUAAAAGUGACUGCACCUCAAAUCUUGAUACUACAAACCUUAUGUUGAAAAAUCAUGCUCCUCUGGCUCUUAAUGUGUUCAGAAAUAUUUAUAUUCUGCUAAACGAACAAAUGUAAAACGGCUAGCUGCAGCAUAAUGGAAUGUAAACUACUUCUAACUUGAGCAAAAUGCUGAAUAAACAGCAAGAUGCAUCGCAGCAGGCAGAAGUGUCGCAAUGUUUCAAAGGGGGAAAAAAAAAAACACAGAUGGACACAAGUGCGAACGGCCCGUUCGGAUGACUGCUGUGAGAUUGCUGGUCAUCUCGUGACAUUUUGAAACAAAACAUUAAUUCUGUAACCACGUGACUAUUUCUUGCAAACACUUAUCUGGCUUCUCUCUUAAUAAAUGCACAGAUCUAAAUCCCUUCGUAAAUGUUGUAAAUAUGAAUUAGAAUUUAUUUUUUGUAUUUAUUGAAGUACCUGUGCUUUCUCCCAAAGCCGUUUUGUGUUCAUCAGACCACUUUUUUGUGCAUGCGGCAUGAGUGACAAUCCUUCACAUAUCCAAGAGCCAAUACUAUGAUAUCUCCUCUACAUUGUCCGAGCGCUGUAUUGAGAAAUCAGUGUAUAUUAAAAAUGCAACAGACCUCUGCAUUCCUCGUACAAGUGGACAUCUACAUUCUUGAUUCCUCACAUUCUUCACUUAAUAAAGCUGCAAAUGA
Molecule: messenger RNA, 6137 nt
Organism: Puntigrus tetrazona (Sumatra barb)
Lineage: Eukaryota; Metazoa; Chordata; Actinopteri; Cypriniformes; Cyprinidae
Gene: adamts2a
Product: ADAM metallopeptidase with thrombospondin type 1 motif, 2a
Exons: 22
Coding region: 80-4048 (1322 amino acids)
Biological process (GO): extracellular matrix organization; proteolysis
Cellular component (GO): extracellular matrix
Molecular function (GO): metalloendopeptidase activity
Source: RefSeq, a predicted model, not a curated record